CGGUCGUCACGUGAUUAAUAUUUACGGAAGAACGUUUGUAGGAGCCUAACACCGCUGUCAUUCUCCAUAAAUCUGUCGGUAACGUUAAUGUUUCGAGCCCCGUUGGUUUUAUUCGGAUCUUUUUGAGUUUUUAGCCUCUUUUAUUUCCGCUAAACGGGGUUUAUUCGUUACUAAUCCCCCUCAGAACCGAGUUAUAUGCCGAUAACAGCCGUUAGCUCACAUUCACUAAACAGCGGAAAUAAAAGUGUUGUGCGGUUCAUGGAUUCAUGGUAAAGCCAAUCCACUGGUUCACGGUUCAUCAGUUUUAAUAUUUGUGUCCGUUAAGGAUCGGUAAAACCACCGGUAACAGGAUGGGAGCGGAGCAAAGCGGGGACUCGGAGCACAAACACUCGGACUAUGGAUCAGCAGUGGUUCCAUCCCCGAUGAAGCAGAAGGCAAAGAUGGACGACAUUGUGGUGGUGGCUCAGGGAACACAGUCGCUACGGAACAUCCACAACGACCCAGACGUCAUCAAACUGCAGGAGAUCCCCACGUUCCAGCCUCUUCUGAAAGGCGUCCUCAGUGGUCAGACGUCCCCCAGUACCGUGUGUCUGGAGCGUCUGGACACCAUCCAGGUUCUGCAGCUCUGCGUCCGAUACCAGGACCACCUGCACCAAUGCGCCGAGGCCGUGGCCUUCGACCAGAACGCAUUGGUCAAGAGGAUUAAAGAGAUGGACCUGUCGGUGGAGACGCUGUUCAGCAUCAUGCAGGAACGUCAGAAACGCUACGCCAAGUACGCCGAGCAGAUCCAGAAGGUCAACGAGAUGUCCAUGAUCCUGAGACGCAUCCAAAUGGGCAUCGACCAGACCGUCCCCCUCAUGGACAGACUCAACAACAUGCUGCCGGAGAGCGAACGCCUGGAGCCCUUUAGCAUGAGGCCUGACCCGGAUCCAGCCUCCAAGUAGAUCCAGAACCUCCAUCCAGGUCCAGGAGGACCAGCAGGUCUGUGCACAGUCUAUGGACCUCUGGCCCGCAACCAAAUACACUGAAAAACCACCACCUUUACAUGAACUGGUCUGGUCUCCAGAGGUCCACCACCCUGGUCCUUCACUGGACCCCCUUUAGCCUGGACUAGGACACACAGGACUUUAUACAGGUCACGUUUAUCUGCCAUAGUCGCAUUAGUUCCAUCCAGAUAAUGGAGACUCCAUCAAAUCCAUAGACCAUGUGGUUCAGGUCUGGACUCUGUGUGGUUCAGGUCUGGACUCUGCGUGAUUCAGGUCUGGACUCCGCUUUGUUCAGGUCUGGACUCCGUGUAGUUCAGGUCUGGACUCCUCAUGGUUCAGGUCUGGACUCUACAUGGUUCAGGUCUGGACUCUAUGUGGAUCAGAUCAGAUUGACUUUCGAAUUUAUUUAAAUGUGUCUUAAAUCAGUUUGUGGACAAUUAAAACUGUUAAUAUAUUUAAUAUAAACCAGAUUGAAUUUACAGAAGUUUCACAUCAUUGACAUGUUAUUGUUUUUUACUGUGUUUGUUUAUUGUUUCUGGUAAAAGGUUGAACUGUUGUCUUUGAUUCGACCAUUUUAUGUCCUGAACUGGAAAAGAACCCACAGGACUGAACGGACUUUUGACCGGACCGGGACUGGAGGAUCAGUGGACUGGGUCUGGACUGGGACCAGAGGAUCAGUGAACCAGAUCUGGACAAAAUCUGGACUGGAACUGGAGGAUCAGUGAACUGGGUCUGGACCAGAACCAGAGGAUCAGUGGACUGGACCUGGACCAGGUGUUGGUCUGUUAUCCAGAUCAGUGGUUUCAUCUUGUGUUUUCGGUUUUGUUCUGGUUCUGGACUGGUAUGAUGGCAGUGUGGACAGAAUGAGGACAGACUUUAUUCUGGACAAAGAGGACGGAGGUUCAGUGAAGGUGAAGAACCUUCAGAACCUUCAGAGACUCUGUGUGUUUACGUGGGCUCAUCCACAGGUUCAUGUAAAUGUCCUAAAUAAACCCAGAACCUGCUCAGGUCCAGGUCCGGUUCUGGUUCCAUCUGUAUUUAAGCGCCUGGAAUCCACAGUCACAUUAAAACGCUACCGCUAGUGCUAUUGCUAAUGCUAAGGCUAACACAACAAAGAAAUAAUGUUCAUACAAAUAAUUGAAUAAAUCAUCUGGUUUUAGAUGUUUAAAGAAAAUCCAUCAU
Messenger RNA from Sphaeramia orbicularis (orbiculate cardinalfish), 2168 nucleotides. It is a transcript of the gene borcs5, whose product is annotated as BLOC-1 related complex subunit 5. The record is from RefSeq and is a predicted model, not a curated record. Gene Ontology annotation, biological process: lysosome localization; organelle transport along microtubule; positive regulation of anterograde synaptic vesicle transport. Gene Ontology annotation, cellular component: cytoplasmic side of lysosomal membrane; synaptic vesicle membrane; BORC complex. The transcript is spliced from 4 exons. NCBI's taxonomy places the organism in Eukaryota, Metazoa, Chordata, Actinopteri, Kurtiformes, Apogonidae. Bases 351 to 944 code for a protein of 197 amino acids.